CCUCCAGCUGACCCUGGUACUGACUGUUGCUGAAAUAAAAAAAAAGAAUAUGUAUAAUAUUUAUUAUAUCAUUGCAGGCUAAGAAGGAAGCCAUAGGAAAUAUUUUUACAAGAUCCUGUCCAUCAAUCGCAGAGAGUGUCAUGGCAAGUGUAGGAUCGGUCAACGAACCAGUGUAUAGCAGACCACCUCUUGCAGCAUUGAUAAGGUCGGUGCAGCGAACCAGACAGACUCUCCGACCAAAUGACCCAGUAGACAUGUCUUCCCCUCUGGAUGAAGACUUUAUUGACAGCAACGCUCCCGGCUUCUACCAGAAGCGGGUUAAAGUAGGGGAAAGGCGACAUCACAUCUUUGCCACUGAAGAUCAACUGCGACUUUUGGCAAAGGCUAAAACGUGGUACAUGGACGCCACCUUCCGAGUUAUCAACAAACCAUAUUCUCAAUUAUUUUCUAUCCACGCUUUCGUAAAAGCCGGGGAAACCACGAAGCAGGUACCACUUGUCUUUUGUGUAAUGUCCGGGAAGAGUCAGGACGAUUACUACAAGGUUCUCCGGGCAGUGGACAAGAUGCUACCAAGCCAGAUUGCCUUGGAGGGAUUUGUGGUGGAUUUUGAGGCGGGGUUAUGGCAGGCCCUUAGACGCCGUUUUGUAGAUAUAAGAAUUCAAGGAUGCGUGUUUCAUUGGACCCAGGCCGUUUUCCGGAAAAUUCAAGAAAAGGGAUUCCAGACAGCGUACAACGAAAAGGGGGACGUGUUUAAUUAUUUGAGGCGAUUGAUGGCUCUCCCUUUCCUGCCCGAAGAACACGUGGCGGGCAUGUUUGCCCAUUUGAAAGACAGGUGCCCAGAACAGUUAGAGCCGAUAUGUACAUACAUAGAAGAUCAAUGGAUUUCAUCUCGUCUGUUUCCAAUAGAAGAUUGGUGCGUGUUUAUGUUGCCAGUGAGAACCAAUAACGACGUGGAGGGCUGGCACAACAGACUAAAUUCCCGUGUCAACGCCAGAGGUCCUGUGCCAUUUUAUCUAUUGAUUUGCGCACUUUUUUCAGAAGCUACAAAGAUACCACUGGACCUCACAAUGAUGUCGGAAGGUUCAUUGAGACGACACCAAAGACGUCGGUAUCGACAUGUAGAAGGCCAACUUUUUAAUAUAUGGGAUUCAUACAAUGAAAAACAGAUGAGCACUAGUAGACUAUUAAAAAAAAUAAGUCAUUUGUAUGGUCCACCCGCUCAGUGAAAAACAAUUACAUAAUUAAAAAAAUGAAAAAAAAAAAAAAAAAAAAUGAAUAGCCGACUAAAGCUAUUUUUUCAUCAAAUAAAUACACGUGUUGUUAUAAAUGUUGCGUUAAUGUAUGAAUGUGUAUGUAUUUAUACAAUAAAUGAAUGUUUUAUAUGACCGUUGUUAUCGCUAUAUGGUAUGUUUAAAAAUAAAAUAAUAUGCCCGUUGUUAUAAAUCGAUGUUAUCAUUUUAUGCUAUGUUGAUAAAUAAAAUAGUUUAUAAAGUAAAUUGGCGUCAGUGUGUUGUAUAAUUCUAUCUUACCUACCCGAGUCCGAAACGUCACCUACCCGAGUCCGAAACGUCACCUACCCGAGUCCGAAAUGUCACCUACCCGAGUCCGAAAUGUCGGGGACAUAUUUUUUGGAGUCCGAAAUGACGUAAGUCCGAAAUGACGCGGGACCGAAAUGACAUGUAAUCGUGAA
Patella vulgata (common limpet) is the source of this 1690-nucleotide messenger RNA. RefSeq lists its product as uncharacterized. NCBI's taxonomy places the organism in Eukaryota, Metazoa, Mollusca, Gastropoda, Patellidae. The record is from RefSeq and is a predicted model, not a curated record. Bases 141 to 1226 code for a protein of 361 amino acids. The transcript has 4 exons.